AUGAAGGCUUCCGCUCUUUUCUACAUUCCACUCUUCGGCCUUGCGCUCGCCGCGCCUGCAACUCCACAGGAUCAAUGCAGUGUUGAGACAAGCAACAUCUUCCAACAAGUUUCCAGCCCAGAUGGAUCUGGCGUUCAAGUAAAGGGAUGCGACAUUGCCAUUCCGCAAUCCUCAAUCGAGGCCAACGGCCUUGACAAGCGAGCGAUGCAUGGCACACUCCAGGUUAUGUGGACCAUCACACUCUCAACUGCACAAGAUAUCAUCAUUCGCGCACUUGUAAACAUGGUCAAUGACCAAGUUACCUUGUUCACAGAGAUGGCUGGCAUGGGCGUCACUGUCGAUAACGUCGCUCGGCUCUCGGGCACCCAAGUCGCAUUUGAGGUGAAUGCCGCAGGAAGAUGGGGCGACACUGCUGCCAGAUUUGUCUAUGACUUUGGCGUGGGAACCAUCAUCACCUUUAUUAGAGAAGGUGCCCGAGAUCCAAGGGGAUAUAAUUUGCCAGUCGACACCCAGUACUGCUACACUAGACCGUGA
Colletotrichum tamarilloi is the source of this 534-nucleotide messenger RNA. RefSeq lists its product as uncharacterized. The record is from RefSeq and is a predicted model, not a curated record. The coding region runs from base 1 to 534 and encodes 177 amino acids. NCBI's taxonomy places the organism in Eukaryota, Fungi, Ascomycota, Sordariomycetes, Glomerellales, Glomerellaceae. The transcript has 2 exons.